Capsella rubella is the source of this 887-nucleotide messenger RNA. RefSeq names its product adenine phosphoribosyltransferase 4. Lineage: Eukaryota; Viridiplantae; Streptophyta; Magnoliopsida; Brassicales; Brassicaceae. The coding region runs from base 25 to 576 and encodes 183 amino acids. Gene Ontology annotation, molecular function: adenine phosphoribosyltransferase activity. Gene Ontology annotation, cellular component: cytosol; cytoplasm. The record is from RefSeq and is a predicted model, not a curated record. The transcript is spliced from 6 exons. Gene Ontology annotation, biological process: adenine salvage.
UUGGGUUCUUUGAGUUUGUAGAAAAUGGCUGAUGAGAACGAAGUCAAGGAUCCUCGUAUCGAUGGUAUCAAAACUAAGAUCCGAGUCGUUCCAGAUUUUCCCAAGAAAGGAAUAAUGUUUCAAGACAUAACAACACUGCUGCUGGAUCCUAAAGCUUUUAAAGACACUAUUGAUUUGUUUGUUGAGAGGUAUCGAGACAUGAACAUCUCGGUGGUUGCAGGUAUAGAGGCUCGCGGUUUCAUAUUUGGUCCAUCCAUCGCAUUAGCCAUUGGAGCAAAAUUCGUUCCCCUUCGUAAACCCAAGAAAUUGCCUGGUGAAAUAAUAUUUGAAGAGUAUGAGUUGGAGUAUGGAAGUGACCGGUUAGAAAUGCACGUCGAAGCUGUAGAUUCCGGUGAUCGAGCACUGGUCGUAGAUGAUCUGAUUGCUACCGGCGGGACUCUCUCUGCUGCCAUGAAUUUACUCAGGAGAGUUGGAGCAGAAGUAGUUGAAUGUGCAUGUGUUAUUGAGUUACCCGAAUUAAAGGGGAGGGAGAGAUUAGAAGGAAAGCCAUUGUAUGUGCUCGUUGAGUAUCGAUGAAGUAUCUCAUUAUUUUGUUAAUUGGAGAAAAUUACUAGUGAGGACGACAAAGCUAAAACCUCAUGCAUAAUGGUUUAUAAAUUGGUGAAAAUACAAUUUGGAUCAUCAAUUGGUAGGUUAAUUUAUGGAAUAAAGGGAUUUAACGUACGGGCUAAGCUUAAACGUUUACAUUUGGAUUUUGCAAAAUUUCAUGUUCCAUCUAUUUAUGUAUGAGAAUUAUACCCCAUGGGAAUUGAAUGGGCUUGGUUCGUAACUAGAUACUAAAUUAAUUAAUUGUUUUUCUUUGUUAUAUAGUAUUGUGAUGUUACGUU